UUGAGGCUCUGCUCAUAACAUUCGCUCCUGGUCGAGGCUGAACCCGACCCGCAGUGAAGCGGAGACGUAGACGCCUUUCUACGCGACAGCCCAUUAUCACCGACCACUCUUCCCUACUAUCUUCCUCCCGUUCGUCCCCGCCGAAGUUUCCGAUCACCCCACUUCUAUCUUCCGUAUAUGCCGGAGAUCCUUUUGAUCUCCGAUUGAGUUCGAAAGAUCUGAUCCACUUGCAGUGCGCGUUCUAUAUGACUGGAAUCAUGCUGUCGAACCAUUUCCAGAACGGGAUUGAGACGGCGAAGCUUGUAUGGUCGCGUCUGCCGAGCUCCGAUGACGUGGAGACGGAGGAGGAGCUCGAAAGGAGAGUGAAUGGCGGCGGCGGUGCGGAGAGCCUGGAUUAUGAAGUCAUCGAGAAUUACGCCUAUAGGGAGGCGCAGGCAAAGAGGAGCAAGCUGUUCAAUUGGUACUAUGCAAUGCUGAAAUGGCUAAUCGCCUUGUUAAUUGGUGUUGGCACUGCAGUAGCUGCAGUAUUUAUUAAUCUAGCUGUAGAAAACUUCUCUGGCUGGAAAUAUGCUGUGACUUUCUCCAUAAUACAACAUUCCUACUUUUUGGGUUUCGUGGUAUAUGCUAUAUUCAACCUGGCUCUAGUUCUUACCUCUGUAUUCAUCGUUACUCAAUUUGCUCCAGCAGCAGCAGGGUCUGGUAUUCCAGAGAUUAAGGGAUACCUAAACGGAGUUGAUACACAUGGAAUUCUUCUCUUUAGAACUUUGAUCGGAAAGGUAUUCGGAAGCAUUGGCUCAGUUGGAGGAGGGCUUGCACUGGGAAAAGAAGGUCCACUUGUUCACACUGGUGCCUGUAUCGCAUCUCUUCUUGGUCAAGGCGGAUCUACGAAGUAUCAUUUCAGUUCAUCAUGGCUACGUCCAUUUGAGAGUGAUCGAGAAAGGCGUGAUCUCGUGACCUGUGGAUGUGCAGCUGGGGUUGCUGCUGCUUUUAGAGCUCCAGUUGGUGGUGUGCUCUUUGCUCUAGAAGAAGUUACAUCUUGGUGGCGGAGUCAGCUUAUGUGGAGAGUUUUUUUUACAUCUGCUAUCGUGGCUGUUGUUGUAAGAACUGCAAUGGCCUGGUGUAAGAGUGGGAAGUGUGGUCAUUUUGGGUCGGGCGGCUUUAUAAUCUGGGAUAUAUCUGGUGGUCAAGAAGAUUAUUCAUUUAAGGAGUUGCUACCCAUGGCUAUUAUCGGCAUUAUUGGAGGCCUUUUAGGGGCUCUGUUCAAUCAGCUCACUCUGUAUAUAACUAGCUGGCGCAGAAAUUAUCUUCAUAAAAAGGGGAAUAGGGUCAAGAUAAUUGAAGUUUUACUUAUAUCUCUUAUGACAUCAGUAAUUUCUUUUGGUUUACCACUUCUAAGGAAAUGCAGCCCAUGUCCUAAUUCAGAUGCUAAUCCUGAUAUUGAUUGCCCUCGACCACCUGGAACAGAUGGAAAUUUUGUAAAUUUUUUCUGCAGCACAGACAAAGAAUACAAUGAUCUGGCAACCAUUUUUUUCAAUACCCAGGAUGAUGCAAUUCGCAAUUUAUUUAGUGCAAAAACGUUUCACGAGUAUAGUGCCCAGAGCCUUCUGACCUUUUUGGUUAUGUUUUACUCCUUGGCUGUGGUGACAUUUGGAACUGCUGUUCCUGCUGGUCAGUUUGUUCCUGGAAUAAUGAUUGGUUCAACUUAUGGACGGCUUGUUGGGAUCUUCGUGGUUAAGUAUUACAUGAAACUGAAUGUCGAUGAAGGAACUUAUGCUCUACUUGGUGCUGCUUCAUUUCUGGGAGGGUCUAUGAGAAUGACGGUUUCAUUAUGUGUUAUCAUGGUUGAGAUCACAAAUAACUUAAAACUUCUUCCCCUUAUCAUGCUUGUUCUUCUCAUAUCCAAGGCUGUUGGUGAUUUUUUCAAUGAAGGAUUGUACGAGGAGCAAGCACGUUUGAGGGGCAUCCCUUUGCUCGAAUCUAGACCCAAACAGUUUAUGCGAAACAUGAUAGCACAAGAGGCUUGCAAGAAUCAACAAGUUAUAUCCUUUCCUCGCAUUGUUAAAGUUUCCGAAAUACUUUAUGUUUUAAGAAGUAACAAGCACAAUGGCUUUCCGGUGGUAGGUCACGGACGGAAUGGAGAAGAACUUGUCAUAGGCCUCAUGCUUCGUAGCCACUUAUUGGUACUUGUACAUUCAAAGAGAGAUUUCCAGAGCAGCCCUUUUCCAUGUGAUCCUAGAGGUGUAACCAGCAGGCACAUCUGGAGUGAGUUUGUCAAACCUAUCUCUAGUAAAGGCAUGACCAUUGAUGACAUUCAUCUCACCGAGGAUGAAAAAGAAAUGUACCUAGAUCUAGCCCCCUUCCUCAAUCCUUGCCCAUAUGUAGUACCAGAGGACAUGUCUUUGGCAAAGGUUUACAAUCUUUUUCGACAAUUGGGACUGAGGCACAUCUUUGUUGUACCUCGCCCUUCUCGUGUCAUUGGUUUGAUCACCAGGAAGGAUUUGUUAUUUGAGCUGCUUGCUGCCUGUAUUUUCAGGAGAAUGAUAAUCCAGCUGCAAUGGAACUUCAAACCACUAGUAGCUCCAGGUCCUGAUAGAAGAUCAGUUGGUCUACAGGAACAUAUAGAUCACCCUCUUCUUGAUAGCCUUCUGAUACAGCGGUAAAUAACAAGUAUAAAGUUCAUUUUAUCCUUGAACCUGAUCAUGAGAGGAAUUUAAAGCAACCAAUAUGAAAGGAUAUUAAGAUCAAGCAGAGCUGCAAAACUUUGAAGGUUAGGGAAGUAAUAUAUAUAUAUUGUCAUUCUUGUAAAUUCUUUCUUUUUUUUUGACAAACAAUUUGUGUCUUCUUCUUAGCUAAUGUGAUUGUAGUUAGAAUAUUUGAUUAUUUAACACCCCUUAUUAUUUCCAUAUUCAUGUUUUAUCAAACAUUAUUGGAAUGCAAGACCUAGCAACAUUUAUUUUUU
Dendrobium catenatum is the source of this 2959-nucleotide messenger RNA. Its product is annotated as chloride channel protein CLC-d. Gene Ontology annotation, biological process: transmembrane transport; chloride transport. The record is from RefSeq and is a predicted model, not a curated record. NCBI's taxonomy places the organism in Eukaryota, Viridiplantae, Streptophyta, Magnoliopsida, Asparagales, Orchidaceae. The transcript is spliced from 23 exons. Gene Ontology annotation, cellular component: membrane; intracellular membrane-bounded organelle. Gene Ontology annotation, molecular function: voltage-gated chloride channel activity. The coding region runs from base 246 to 2660 and encodes 804 amino acids.